Molecule: messenger RNA, 1004 nt
Organism: Cornus florida
Lineage: Eukaryota; Viridiplantae; Streptophyta; Magnoliopsida; Cornales; Cornaceae
Product: protein CHAPERONE-LIKE PROTEIN OF POR1, chloroplastic
Exons: 5
Coding region: 117-893 (258 amino acids)
Cellular component (GO): chloroplast membrane
Source: RefSeq, a predicted model, not a curated record
CUGCAACAAACCUCAACAAAUCUUCCCAACUACCAGCCAACCCAAACCCCAGGGCUGCCGCUCUCGCCGGUCACCGCCACAGCUGCCGUCGCGUUGAUCUUCACCUUCAAUAUUACAUGGCGGCCCUUUUGCUCUCAAACCCUAUUCUUUCGUCACCUUUCCUUGGCAAACAACUCUCUAUUCGUGACAAUUUGAAGAAGUCAACAGCUCGUGGGUUGGAUUUUAGGAGCUCUAGGUUGAGUUUUAGGAGCCCUAGGUGUGCGGUGGAUACACCUUAUGAAGGCAAUGUUUCGAAAUUCCCUAGAAUGCGUGUUUGGGAUCCUUAUAAGCGCCUUGGUGUAAGUACUGAUGCUUCUGAGGAAGAAAUUUGGGGUUCCCGCAACUUCCUCUUGGAUCAAUAUGCUAGGCAUGAAACAAGUGCAGAAUCAAUAGAAGCUGCCUUCGAAAAAAUACUGAUGGCCAGUUUCUGGAAAAGGAAGAAAUCAAAAAUCAACUUAAAAAGCAGGUUGAAACAGAAAGUAGAGGAGUCUCCGCCUUGGGUUAAGACCUUGCUCAGUUUUGUGGAAGUUCCUCCUGCUGUGAUAAUUCUUAGAAGAUUGUUUCUAUUUGCAUUCAUGGGUGGCUGGAGUGUGAUGAAUUCUGCCGAAAGUGGGCCUGCUUUUCAGGUGUUUCUAUCUUUGGGAGCUUGCAUAUACUUCCUUAAUGACAAGACAAAGAGCUUAGCCAGAGCUUCCAUUAUUGGAUUUGGAGCUCUUGUUGUUGGCUGGAUUUGUGGCUCUUUCUUGGUUCCUACGAUCCCUUCAUUUCUAUUACAUCCAACUUGGACACUUGAACUUCUAACAUCACUGGUGGCUUAUGUUUUCUUAUUUCUUGCUUGUACUUUUCUCAAGUGAAACCAAACUCUUCUGUCGUCCAGUUAUUUUUGAACUAAUGGAGUUCAGAACUACAUCAAACCAUACCCUGGUUCCAUUUUGUUUAAAUCAAGAUAGAUAUAUUUUUUGUUA